AUGCAGUUGGCCGGUGUGGAAAACAAAGUGCUGGUCGGUUAUCUCGCAUCGUUCGAUGAUGACCUUUGUGAGGUCUUCAAGAGUUAUUUGAACUGUGUACGAGAUCGGACGCGUGAAGAGGUUGAAACAGAAGGAAUGGGCGCUGAAUGGACGGAACGGGUCAUCCAAAGCCUCACUUCUGAAUGGAAAACGGCUAAGCGUUUUGCUGUAAAUGUGAUUUCUGGUGAAAGUGAGACAGUGCAUCGCUUUUGCGUGAUUGCGGCUGACUUGAUGUGUAAAAUGGUCAACGAUUAUCUUCCUGAAAAAGAGAAUUUGAUGGAGGAGUGCCGGAGCAGUUUUGAAAACGCGUCAGCGGAUAUGGCUGCUGAACUUGACGAUUCGCCACUUCGCCGACGUGCGUCACAAAUAUUCAUUGCGUGCCGGCAUUUUAAAUCACUUAUUUGCCAAAUGAAGGACCGAUCCCUUCGAACACUUGGGUUUGCCCGUAUGCUUUUGCUGGAUGUUGAAAACUGCGCGUUUUACAAGUUUCGGGAUACAAAUAUGUGCGCUGUAAUAUAUCAGCUUCUCAUAUCGCAACAUUCCAUGGUUGUCACUUCCGGCAACACUUCGAACAUCUGUGACAACUACGUGGUAUUUUGCGACAAGAUUGCAUCGGAAGAUGUUGAUUUUGUUGUCACUUCCGGCAACACUUCGAACAUCUGUGACAACUACGUGGUAUUUUGCGACAAGAUUGCAUCGGAAGAUGUUGAUUUUGUCCGAAUUUUGCUUAACAUCACCUGUUCACGUAUUCAAUCCAACAGUGGCUAUAUGCUAAUUGUUCCACUGCGAGCGCUAUUUUCUGGGUUUUCUCAGGAAAUGUGGAGUGGAUCUCGAUUAUUCAUUGAGCUUGAUCCGGAUACUGAGCUGUCUUUGCGAUACUUGCAGUUCGCAGGCGAUGUUUGCGUGGUAGCCUCAAAUGGCAAAUCCCUGCCGAAAGCGAGGGAAUUAUUUGUCCGGAAUAUGACGCUGGGGAAUUACCGUACAGUCGAAGUACUGGAGGAUCAGUCUUCCUGCCACGAAAUCGUAAAUGAUUGCACCAAACGGCUUAAGGAGUCCGCCUCUCAAACGUGUCAAAUGCUUUUCAACAAUUUUGCUGGGAAAAUGAUUGAGGACGUACUGGAUGGGCGCGAACUGUGUUCCUUAGAUCACAAUGAAUUGGAAUCUGUGCGAGCUACCCUCAUACAAGCUUACAAUCUUGCUUUUGAGUACCAUCGCGAAUUUUGCCGAAUUUUAUCCCGAUCGGACCAGUGUCUUUUUGCGCGUCAAACUGUCGGUUGGACAAAGCAGUGGCUCGAAUUCAUAUUGCAGUUCGCCAGUCCUGGUGAUGGUUCAAUCCCGCUUUGGGCAACUACUUCAUUCCAGUUCUUGACUUUGGCGACUGAUCCACUUUUUUGUGGAAAGCUUACAGCAACAGAAUAUCAGAUGUUGGCCAAAUCGGUGGAUGCAUGCGUUGCACAUUUUAUAGGAAGCAACGCUCCAGAUUCUGGUUUGGUGAACGGUUGUUUUUUCGAUAACAAAAUGAACGACGACGCUUGCUUUGCAAAUUUGUCUAAAACUAGGCCACACUCUACAACGGAUGGAAUUGCUCGUUCGCAACGAAUUCAGAUGCUUUUACGUGAAAUCGAUGAUACUCGAAACAAGCGUCUAGAGGCUGAUAACAAAAUUGGUCGAGUGAAAGAUGGUGGACGAAAUGCUCUGUCACUGUCAACGCCAUUCUCUACAACGGAUGGGAUUGCUCGUUCGCAACGAAUUCAGAUGCUUUUACGUGAAAUCGAUGAUACUCGAAACAAGCAUCUAGAGGCUGACAACAAAAUUGGUCGAGUGAAAGAUGGUUCCGGCAAAUUUGGUACAGUAUAUGUGGUGAUGAAUUUGACCGAUAAUUGCCUAAUGGCAAUGAAACAAAUUCGCAUUCAACGUAACGACAAAGCUUUGUUAGCGUUAGUGGAUGAAGUUGAGAAUUUGCGCGCUCUGGAUCACCCGAACUUGGUUAAAUAUUACGCGGUUGAAGAAGAAUUGCUAAUUUUCAUGGAAUACUGCUCCGAGGGAACGCUAGAAGAAGUAUGUCGCGAAGGCCUUUUAGAUUUGCGCUGUGUACGGCGAUAUACACAUUUUUUGUUGAAGGGAGUGGAAUAUAUUCAUCGCAAUAUGAUCAUUCAUCGCGACAUAAAACCAGCCAACAUAUUUCUUGGGAAAAAAGACGUCUUAAAGCUCGGCGAUUUUGGCAGUUCUGUGAGAUUAAGAGGAGCCACAACAGCAUGUGGUGAAGUAGCCGAGUGGGUGGGUAGCCCAGCCUAUAUGGCGCCAGAAGUACAAACACUUGGCGGACGAACCGAAACAAAUGGUAAAGCAGAAAUGGUUGGAUAUGGUCGGGCAGCAGAUAUCUGGAGCGUUGGAUGUGUUGUACUGGAAAUGUGCACCGGCAAGCCUCCGUGGCACGAGUGUGAGCACGUAUUGCAAAUCGUUUUCCGCGUGGGUUGUGGUAUGAAACCGACAGUGCCACAGAGUGUGCAGACGGACGAAACAUGUGUUUCAUUCUUGGAUCUGUGCUUUCGGUCCGAACCAAGCAAACGGGCCAGUGCUCAGCAACUUUGUCAACAUCCAUUCGCCAAUAUCAACGUUAGCAACUUGUUCCUAUUUACCACUCGAUAA
Messenger RNA from Gongylonema pulchrum, 2688 nucleotides. The record is from the annotation of a GenBank genome assembly. NCBI's taxonomy places the organism in Eukaryota, Metazoa, Nematoda, Chromadorea, Rhabditida, Gongylonematidae.